Molecule: messenger RNA, 1014 nt
Organism: Linepithema humile (Argentine ant)
Lineage: Eukaryota; Metazoa; Arthropoda; Insecta; Hymenoptera; Formicidae
Product: polyisoprenoid diphosphate/phosphate phosphohydrolase PLPP6-like
Molecular function (GO): sphingosine-1-phosphate phosphatase activity
Source: RefSeq, a predicted model, not a curated record
GGUUGAAUCGGUUGAAUUGAGAUCGUAAUCAUAUCAUGAGCUAAGUAGAGCUGAAUCAUUUUGUAUUUAUAUUCGAUGUAGAUUAUCUUCAGCUGCUCUUAUCAAAAUAAGGUAUAAUCUUUUUAUAAAAGUAGCUAGUGUGAUCAGUCAACGAUAGCGACUCUUGUAACUGUUCUGCUAAUUCUAGCAGAAGAGCACGAGAAUGGAGGAAAAAAGGGAAGUGCCAUCAACACUUAGAAAGCUCUUGGCAGUUGAUGCUUAUUUAAGCCAUGCCUUUGCCAGUUGGGGAGAACAAUUUUUAUAUUUAAGACAACUAAAAACUCAUUAUAAAGUUUUGGAGAUAUCUUGUAAUAGCAUAGCAUGGCUGACGACUAAUCUCAUGUUAAUCUGGAUUUUCAACAACCCAAAUUUAUAUCAGAUGCAAGUUAAUCUUUUAAUAGGAUUGGUGCUUGACAUUAUUCUUGUCGCUGUACUAAAAGCAAUAACAAGAAGGAGGCGGCCUACAGCGAACGAUAAUCCCUCUUCUGCUAAAGAUUCCUUUCCAUCUGGAGAAGCGGCUCGUGCAACAUUUGUUGCAUAUUAUUUUCUUAAUCUAUGGCCUUUACCUUUGAUAUGUGUACCACCUUUGUUGGCAUGGUGCUUUUCAGUAUGUACAUCCAAGCUUCUGAUGAGGAAACAUCAUGUAUUUGAUGUUUUGGCAGGUAUAGCUCUUGGUGUAUUCCAAGGUUUGCUGAUAGGGUACAUAUACUUGGAACAAGAUACUUGCAAAAGUUUAAUUUGGUGGAUUACUGACGAGAAAAUAUCUGGAGCUGAAUAUGAUGUUUGAAUAUUGUUAUUUUUUAUGCUAGAUUUUCAUAAUUUUUUUUUUUUAAUUUGAUUAUGGAGAUUUUAAUCGAUGAGUUUAUGUGAUUGUGUAUAGAACUAGUUGUGGGUAGUAUUUUAUGUGAUAAAUAUAUAUACUUAUAUUAAGGUAUAAGUAUAUAUAUUUAUGUAUAAGUUAUAUAUAUAAGUUAA